Molecule: messenger RNA, 4370 nt
Organism: Ceratotherium simum simum (southern white rhinoceros)
Lineage: Eukaryota; Metazoa; Chordata; Mammalia; Perissodactyla; Rhinocerotidae
Source: RefSeq, a predicted model, not a curated record
GCAGAGUGCAGUGGGCUCUGGUGGAGGUCGGGAGAACUGCAGGGCGAAGGCCGCCGGGGGCUCCGCGGGCUGCCGGGGGGAGGCACUUGACACCGGCCCGGGGAGAGGAGGGGCCGCUGUCCCUGCGGCCAGUGCUGGAUGCGGGGACCCAGCGCACAGGCAGCGCCAGGUGGAGCCGCUGGAAGCCCAAACCCACGGGCAGCCCGAGGCAGCGUUUCACUGGAGUCUCACUCGGCACCGGGAUCUAUGUCUAAGUUUUAACUCUUGCUUACAAAGACCACGAUAAUUCCUUCCCCAAAGCCCAGCAGCCCCCCAGCCCCGCGCAGCCCCAGCCUGCCUCCCACCGCCCAGCUUCCCGCAAUGCCCUCCAGCGGCCCCGGGGACACCAGCAGCUCCGCUCCGGAGCGGGAGGAGGACCGCAAGGAGGGAGAGGAGCAGGAGGAGGCUCGUGGCAAGGAGGAGCGGCAGGAGCCCAGCACAACUGCACGGAAGGUGGGGCGGCCUGGGAGGAAGCGCAAGCACCCCCCGGUGGAAAGCAGUGACACGCCGAAGGAUCCCGCGGUGACCUCCAAGUCCCCAUCCAUGGCCCAGGACUCAGGCUCCUCAGAGCUGUUACCCAACGGGGACUUGGAGAAGCGGAGUGAGCCCCAGCCAGAGGAGGGGAGCCCCGCUGGGGGGCAGAAGGGCGGGGCCCCGGCAGAGGGAGAGGGUACAGCUGAGACCCCGAUCGAAGCCUCCAGAGCUGUGGAGAAUGGCUGCUGCAUCCCCAAGGAUGGCCGAGGAGCCUCCGCAGAAGAGGGCAAAGAACAGAAGGAGACCAACAUCGAAUCCAUGAAAAUGGAGGGCUCCCGGGGCCGGCUGCGGGGUGGCUUGGGCUGGGAGUCCAGCCUCCGCCAGCGGCCCAUGCCGCGGCUCACCUUCCAGGCGGGGGACCCCUACUACAUCAGCAAGCGCAAGCGGGACGAGUGGCUGGCACGCUGGAAAAGGGAGGCUGAGAAGAAAGCCAAGGUGAUUGCAGUAAUGAAUGCUGUGGAAGAAAACCAGGGCUCGGGCGAGGCUCAGAAGGUGGAGGAGGCCAGCCCUCCUGCUGUGCAGCAGCCCACUGACCCCGCAUCCCCCACUGUGGCCACCACACCUGAGCCCGUGGGGGCCGACGCUGGGGACAAGAAUGCCACCAAAGCAGCCGAUGAUGAACCGGAGUACGAGGACGGCCGGGGCUUUGGCAUUGGGGAGCUGGUGUGGGGGAAACUGCGGGGCUUCUCCUGGUGGCCAGGCCGCAUUGUGUCUUGGUGGAUGACGGGCCGGAGCCGAGCAGCUGAAGGCACUCGUUGGGUCAUGUGGUUCGGAGACGGCAAGUUCUCAGUGGUGUGUGUCGAGAAGCUGAUGCCGCUCAGCUCCUUCUGCAGCGCUUUCCACCAGGCCACCUACAACAAGCAGCCCAUGUACCGCAAAGCUAUCUACGAAGUCCUGCAGGUGGCCAGCAGCCGAGCGGGGAAGCUGUUCCCAGCAUGCCAUGACAACGACGAGAGUGACACUGCCAAGGCUGUGGAGGUGCAGAACAAACAGAUGAUCGAAUGGGCCCUUGGAGGGUUCCAGCCCUCUGGCCCCAAGGGCCUGGAGCCACCAGAAGAGGAGAAGAACCCCUACAAAGAAGUUUACACAGACAUGUGGGUUGAACCCGAGGCAGCUGCUUAUGCACCACCCCCACCAGCCAAAAAGCCCCGAAAGAGCACAACUGAGAAGCCCAAGGUCAAGGAGAUUAUUGACGAACGCACAAGAGAGCGGCUGGUGUACGAGGUGCGGCAGAAGUGCCGGAACAUCGAGGACAUUUGCAUCUCUUGUGGGAGCCUUAAUGUCACCUUGGAACACCCUCUCUUCGUCGGAGGAAUGUGCCAAAACUGCAAGAACUGCUUCCUGGAGUGUGCUUACCAGUACGAUGACGACGGCUAUCAGUCCUACUGCACCAUCUGCUGUGGGGGGCGUGAGGUGCUCAUGUGCGGGAACAACAAUUGCUGCAGGUGCUUUUGCGUGGAGUGUGUGGACCUCUUGGUGGGGCCGGGGGCUGCCCAGGCAGCCAUUAAGGAAGACCCUUGGAACUGCUAUAUGUGUGGGCACAAGGGCACCUAUGGGCUGCUGCGGCGGCGGGAAGACUGGCCCUCUCGGCUCCAGAUGUUCUUCGCCAAUAACCACGACCAGGAAUUUGACCCUCCGAAGGUUUACCCACCUGUCCCAGCUGAGAAGAGGAAGCCCAUCCGGGUGCUAUCUCUAUUUGAUGGAAUUGCUACAGGGCUUCUGGUGCUGAAGGACUUGGGCAUUCAGGUGGAUCGCUACAUCGCCUCGGAGGUGUGCGAGGACUCCAUCACAGUGGGCAUGGUGCGGCACCAGGGGAAGAUCAUGUACGUCGGGGACGUCCGCAGCGUCACGCAGAAGCAUAUCCAGGAGUGGGGCCCGUUCGAUCUGGUGAUUGGGGGCAGUCCCUGCAAUGAUCUCUCCAUCGUCAACCCGGCCCGCAAGGGACUCUACGAGGGCACUGGCCGGCUCUUCUUUGAGUUCUACCGCCUCCUGCAUGAUGCGCGGCCCAAAGAGGGAGAUGAUCGCCCCUUCUUCUGGCUCUUUGAGAAUGUGGUGGCCAUGGGCGUUAGUGACAAGAGGGACAUCUCGCGAUUUCUCGAGUCCAACCCUGUGAUGAUUGAUGCCAAAGAAGUGUCAGCUGCACACAGGGCCCGCUACUUCUGGGGGAACCUUCCUGGUAUGAACAGGCCGUUGGCAUCCACUGUGAAUGAUAAGCUGGAGCUGCAGGAGUGUCUGGAGCACGGCAGAAUAGCCAAGUUCAGCAAAGUGAGGACCAUUACUACUAGGUCGAACUCCAUAAAGCAAGGCAAAGACCAGCAUUUCCCUGUCUUCAUGAAUGAGAAAGAGGACAUCUUAUGGUGCACUGAAAUGGAAAGGGUAUUUGGCUUCCCUGUCCACUAUACCGACGUCUCCAACAUGAGCCGCUUGGCGAGGCAGAGACUGCUGGGCCGGUCGUGGAGCGUGCCGGUCAUCCGCCACCUCUUCGCUCCACUGAAGGAAUAUUUUGCUUGUGUGUAAGGGACAUGAGGGCAGACUGAGGUAGUGACACAAGUUCAAACAGACAAACAAAAAAAUAAAACACAACAAAACACCAAGAACAUGAGAAUGGAGAGAAGUAUCAGCACCCAGAAGAGAAAAAGGAGUUUAAAACAACCACAGAGGCGGAAAUACCGGAGGGCUUUGCCUUGCAAAAGGGUUGGAUGUCAUCUCCUAAUUUUUCAAUGUUAAUCUUCAGUCCUAUUUAAAAACAAAUCCAAGCUCCCCCCCCGUUUUUUUUUGGUUAAACAUUUUGUUUUCUACUCUUUUCAGAGGGGUUUUCUGUUUGUUUGGGUUUUUGUUUCUUGCUGUGACUGAAACAAGAGGGUUUAUUGCAGCAAAAAUUGGUAACAAAAAAUAGUAACAAUACCUUGCAGAGGAAAGAUGGAAGAGAGGAAAAAAGGAAAUUCUAUAGAAAUCUAUAUAUUGGAUUUUUUUUUUUUUUUUUUUUUUUUUUUUUUACUAUAUAUCUUUUUUGUUGUUGUCUCUAGCCUGAUCAGAUAGGAGCACAAGCAGGGGACGGAAAAUAGAGACACUCAGGGGGCAGUAUUCCCUCCCAGCCACUGAGCUGUCUUGCCAGCACCAUUCCUGGUCAUGCAGAACAGAACCCAGCUAGCAGCAGGGAGACGAGAACAUCACACAAGACCCUUUUAUACAGUAUUUCAGGUGCCUACCACACAGGAAACCUUGAAGAAAAUCAGUUUCUAGAAGCCGCUGUUACCUCUUGUUUACAGUUUAUAUAUAUAUGAUAGAUAUGAGAUAUAUAUAUAAAAGGUACUGUUAACUACUGUACAACCCGACUUCAUAAUGGUGCUUUAAAACAGCGAGAUGAGUAAAAACAUCAGCUUCCGCGUUGCCUUAUGUGCAAAGGGUUUUAACUGAGGAUGGAGAGAGGAGACAGCUUGAAGGUGGAUCAUUAUCGUGUGGGUUCUUUUCCCCUUGGUGUUGAACAAGGUGAAGGAGGAGAACUUGGGAACAGCAUUCUCCCGUUUCUCCCUGCCAAAAAAAAGGGGUAGUAAGAUGAGGUGGUCGGGACGGUGGAAAGCUGAGGUGGAAUUCAUCCAGGCUCACGCAAUAACCUUUUGAUUUUUCUCAAAAAGGAGACUCCCUCGGCAAGAUGGCAGGAUAAGGGGUCUCAUUCCCAAUUUCUCACAUUAGCCGAUUCGAGGGCUCCUUGUGGUGGGAUCAGAGAUAAUCCAGAGUGCGGGGAAAGUGACAGUUCAAACCCCACCUGGAGCAAAUAAAAAAACAUACAAAACGUA